Messenger RNA from Polychytrium aggregatum, 1239 nucleotides. RefSeq lists its product as uncharacterized. The transcript has a single exon. The record is from RefSeq and is a predicted model, not a curated record. NCBI's taxonomy places the organism in Eukaryota, Fungi, Chytridiomycota, Chytridiomycetes, Polychytriales. The coding region runs from base 383 to 1168 and encodes 261 amino acids.
GCUCCCAGAGCGUUGCCGAGUGGUUCAAGACUCAGUCCGCCCAUAUCCAGUACUGGGAUAUGUCUCGGUUCGACCCGGCAUCGUAUGCGGCGGCCCAGAACAGCGCAAGGUUCAAGAGCAUUGUCACUCGCAUUGCCUCAUUCGCAUCGAACAGCUUCCAGCAGGGUCUGUCCGCCGAGGUAGGUUUGUCCGGGGGCACGCUCACAAGCACGAGCAUCGGGUCACCCUUGAAGGGUGGUGAGUACGGGAAUGGGAGCUAGCUCGCUUGUCGAUCUGGAGGGUAACGAGCAUAUCGUCGACGCAUUGGCACGAUACGAAUCGAUAUCUACAGGCAACCCUGGGCAGCCUGCUGCAGCCCGACGACCCUCUACUCAGUCUCCUGAUGGUGCUUGCGCUGUUUUGCGAGCUGUAUCCGUCCAAGCGAUACGAUUUGGUGUGGACAUUCAGCGCACCUGGUGCAGCCUUUGCGCAAAGCGACAUUCUUGUGCCGGUCUCUCGACACCAGACCUUUGGUUUCCUGGUAGACCGAGUCAGCAAGGAGAUUGUGGACCCAUUCAGCUUCUACGGCAAAGCCCCCGACCAGCUCGGCAAGGUGACGAGCUUUGUGCCCAAGUGCAUGGACUGCGAUGCGGACGGCUCGGUCACCUGGUAUACAUGCGGUGAUCUGCCCAAGCUCUGCGAGUUUUUUGAAUCGUACUACACCUCCCAAGGCCUCGGUCGAACUAAGGGGGCAGGGAGCAAAUCAGGGAACACUCUUGGCCCCCAAAGCAAAUCGGCUAAUGCACUCAGAGACGAUGAUGGGGGCAGCGACAGCGACAGCGACGAUCGCACCGGCGACGGUGAUCAGUCCGAGGACGACGACCGGAUCGACGACAAUGGCCAGAAUGAGGAUCACGACGAAGAAGAAUCCGACGGGGACACUGUCGAGGAUGAUGAUGAGGGUGCCGGCGAUGAUGCAGACAACGGAAUCUCAGUUCAGACGGUCCCGGUGCCCAUUCCGCGCCAAGCAUCUCAGCAGACGCCCGGCCAACCCAAGUCUGCUGCUGUCGCUGCCGCCACGACUUCGAAGCCGCUUUCGCAUCGGAUUGCCGUCGAGGUCGGAAGCGGCUUGGUCCUGCUUUUGGCAUUUUUUGUGUACUUUUAUGCAUCUGGUUGGGCGGGUCGCUGAAGCAGCGCCGUGGCAUUGCGCACCGGGGCGCAUUGAGUAUCCCAAAUAACAUGAAUCGCUCUCGAGACGAC